This is a messenger RNA of Microthlaspi erraticum, 1089 nucleotides long. The record is from the annotation of a GenBank genome assembly. NCBI's taxonomy places the organism in Eukaryota, Viridiplantae, Streptophyta, Magnoliopsida, Brassicales, Brassicaceae.
AUGGAUCGGCAAGCAGUGAGUGGUCCUAUGGAUUUGCCGAUUAUGCACGAUAGUGAUAGGUACGAGCUCGUUAAGGAUAUUGGUUCCGGUAAUUUCGGAGUUGCAAGAUUGAUGAGAGACAAGCAGAGUAACGAGCUUGUUGCUGUCAAAUAUAUCGAGAGAGGUGAGAAGAUAGAUGAAAAUGUAAAAAGAGAGAUAAUUAACCACAGGUCCUUAAGGCAUCCUAAUAUCGUAAGAUUCAAAGAGGUCAUAUUGACACCAACACAUUUGGCCAUUGUUAUGGAAUAUGCAUCUGGAGGAGAACUUUUCGAGCGAAUCUGCAAUGCAGGCCGGUUCAGCGAAGACGAGGCGAGGUUUUUCUUCCAGCAACUCAUUUCAGGAGUUAGUUACUGUCAUGCUAUGCAAGUAUGUCACCGAGAUUUAAAGCUUGAGAAUACGUUACUAGAUGGUAGCCCUGCUCCUCGCCUAAAGAUAUGUGAUUUUGGAUAUUCUAAGUCAUCGGUGUUACAUUCGCAGCCAAAAUCAACUGUUGGAACCCCUGCUUAUAUCGCUCCCGAGGUUUUGCUAAAGAAAGAAUACGAUGGAAAGGUUGCAGAUGUUUGGUCUUGUGGGGUAACUCUGUACGUCAUGCUCGUUGGAGCAUAUCCUUUUGAAGAUCCCGACGAGCCUAAGAAUUUCAGGAAAACUAUACAUAGAAUCUUGAAUGUUCAGUACGCUAUUCCGGAUUAUGUUCACAUAUCUCCUGAAUGUCGCCAUCUCAUCUCAAGAAUAUUUGUUGCUGACCCUGCAAAGAGGAUAUCAAUUCCUGAAAUAAGGAACCACGAAUGGUUUCUGAAAAAUCUGCCAGCAGAUCUCAUGAACGAUAACGCCAUGAACAGUCAGUUUGAUGAAUCGGAUCAACCAGGUCAAAGCAUCGAAGAGAUCAUGCAGAUCAUUGCAGAGGCUACUGUUCCUCCUGCUGGCGCUCAGAGUCUGAACCAUUAUCUCACAGGAAGCUUGGACAUAGACGAUGACAUGGAGGAAGAUCUAGAGAGCGACUUGGAUGAUCUUGACAUUGACAGUAGCGGAGAGAUUGUGUACGCAAUGUGA